Messenger RNA from Bufo gargarizans (Asiatic toad), 1517 nucleotides. RefSeq names its product potassium voltage-gated channel subfamily A member 2-like. Gene Ontology annotation, molecular function: protein binding; delayed rectifier potassium channel activity. Gene Ontology annotation, biological process: potassium ion transmembrane transport; protein homooligomerization. The record is from RefSeq and is a predicted model, not a curated record. Lineage: Eukaryota; Metazoa; Chordata; Amphibia; Anura; Bufonidae. Gene Ontology annotation, cellular component: voltage-gated potassium channel complex; membrane.
GUGGAUGAGACCUUGGUAUCCCUCAGUGCCAUGGGGCAAGAGGGCUAUGACCCUGAAAGGGCAACCCAGGACUGCUGUGAGAGGGUGGUCAUAAAUAUCUCAGGGCUUCGCUUUGAGACCCAACUGAGAACUCUUGCCCAGUUCCCCCAAACCUUACUAGGCGACCCCAGGAAGAGAAUGCGCUUCUUCGAUCCUCUAAGGAAUGAGUAUUUCUUUGAUCGCAACCGACCAUGUUUUGAUGCGAUCUUGUAUUACUAUCAGUCUGGGGGAAGGCUUCGUAGACCCGUCAAUGUCCCGGUUGACAUCUUCUUGGAGGAGAUUAAAUUUUAUGAACUGGGAGAGGAGGUGAUCGAGAUCUUUCGGGAUGAUGAAGGAUUCAUAAAGGAAGAGGAGCGACCAUUGCCUGACAAUGACUUUCAAAGACAGGUCUGGCUACUUUUUGAGUAUCCUGAGAGUUCCGGACCUGCCAGGGGCAUUGCAAUUGUUUCAGUCCUCAUCAUUCUUAUCUCCAUAGUCAUUUUCUGCUUGGAGACACUUCCAGAGUUCAGGGACGAAUCGAGGAUGUCGGGUGAACAUCUCUUGGUAAAUGGAACCCAUGCCAAGAAGGACAGUCCCUUCACCGACCCUUUCUUCCUCAUUGAGACCCUGUGCAUCAUCUGGUUCUCCUUUGAACUUUUGGUCAGGUUCUUCGCCUGUCCUAGCAAGCCAGCUUUUUUCAAGAACAUGAUGAAUGUCAUUGACAUUGUGGCUAUCAUACCUUAUUUCAUCACCUUAGGGACCGAGUUGGCUGAGCAGCAAGGUAGCAACGGACAGCAGGCCAUGUCCUUGGCUAUUCUAAGGGUCAUCCGCUUGGUGAGGGUAUUCAGGAUAUUCAAGCUCUCCAGACAUUCUAAAGGUCUUCAGAUCUUAGGGAAGACAUUGCAAGCCAGUAUGAGGGAAUUAGGUCUUCUAAUUUUCUUCCUUUUCAUUGGUGUCAUCUUGUUUUCUAGUGCAGUGUAUUUUGCAGAGACUGAUGACCCUGAGUCUUUAUUACGCAUUCCGGAUGCUUUCUGGUGGGCAGUAGUGUCCAUGACAACUGUUGGGUAUGGUGAUAUGUACCCUCUGACCAUUGGUGGAAAAAUAGUGGGUUCUCUCUGUGCCAUAGCUGGUGUAUUAACUAUUGCACUCCCAGUUCCUGUUAUUGUCUCCAAUUUUAACUACUUUUACCAUAGAGAGACUGACCACGAAGAGCAUUCUCAGUACACCCAUGUAACCUGUGGACAACAGCCCUCUUCUUAUGGAGACCUGAAAAAGAGAAGCAAACAAUCAUUCAACAAAUCGGAUUAUAUGGAAUCAGAAGACAUGGAUGAUGCCAAAUACUCUCACUUCACCACCAAUCAACAUUAUGGAGAACCCAAAAAGUUAACAGAGGUAUGACCUCUUGGUAAGUUCUUCAAAACUGUCAAUAAAUGCUGGUCCCAUGGUUUCAUGACCCCAUCACCAGUCACUGUGGAUAGUCAAAGACUAUACUGUAGAUG